Closterium sp. NIES-65 is the source of this 5016-nucleotide messenger RNA. Lineage: Eukaryota; Viridiplantae; Streptophyta; Zygnematophyceae; Desmidiales; Closteriaceae. The record is from the annotation of a GenBank genome assembly.
AUGUGCUUUCCGCCUUUCCUUCCUCUCUCUUUCACACCAGCUAAAGGAAGCAGCGUGGUGUGCGACCAACAUAGCAUUGGGGGAGGUGACUUGAGUGGACAUAGCAUUGGGGGAGGUGACCUGAGUGGACUUGAGUGGACUUUUGAUUCUCCCCAUCCAUCUCCCCCCACCUCCUCUCUCUCCCCUUCCCUUCCCCCGCUUCCCACCAGCUCCUGGAGGCGGUGUGCUCCUGGAGGCAGCGUGCUCCUGGAAGCAGCGUGGUGUGUGACCAACAUAGCAUCGGGCGAGGCAGAGGAGACUCGUGCUGUGCUGCCCUGUGCUGCUCUGCUCAUCGCCCACUGCACUGCCAUAGCGGAGCAGUGUGCGUGGGCGGUGGGCAACAUAGCAACAGAGACGACCUUUGUCUCGAAUGGGCCUUUUGCAUUCUCUCUAUACGUGCUCCUCUUCCUCAACUCUCUCUUCCUUUUGCAUUCUCUCUAUGCGUGCUCCUCCUCCUCCUCAACUCUCUCUUCCUUUUGCAUUCUCUCCGUUCGUGCUCCUCCCUCCUCUUCAACUCUCUCUUCCUUUUGCAUUCUCUCUAUGCGUGCUCCUCCUCCUCCUCAACUCUCUAUUCCUUUUGCAUUCUCUCCGUUCGUGCUCCUCCUCCUCCUCAACUCUCUCUUCCUUUUGCAUUCUCUCCGUUCGUGCUCCUCCUCCUCCUCAACUCUCUCUUCCUUUUGCAUUCUCUCUAUGCGUGCUCCUCCUCCUCCUCAACUCUCUCUUCCUUUUGCAUUCUCUCCGUUCGUGCUCCUCCCUCCUCUUCAACUCUCUCUUCCUUUUGCAUUCUCUCUAUGCGUGCUCCUCCUCCUCCACAACUCUCUAUUCCUUUUGCAUUCUCUCCGUUCGUGCUCCUCCUCCUCCUCAACUCUCUCUUCCUUUUGCAUUCUCUCCGUUCGUGCUCCUCCUCCUCCUCAACUCUCUCUUCCUUUUGCAUUCUCUCCGUUCGUGCUCCUCCUCCUCCUCAACUCUCUCUUCCUUUUGCAUUCUCUCCGUUCGUGCUCCUCCUCCUCCUCAACUCUCUCUUCCUUUUGCAUUCUCUCCGUUCGUGCUCCUCCUCCUCCUCAACUCUCUCUUCCUUUUGCAUUCUCUCCGUUCGUGCUCCUCCUCCUCCUCAACUCUCUCUUCCUUUUGCAUUCUCUCCGUUCGUGCUCCUCCCUCCUCCUCCUCAACUCUCUCUUCCUUUUGCAUUCUCUCCGUUCGUGCUCCUCCUCCUCCUCAACUCUCUCUUCCUUUUGCAUUCUCUCCGUUCGUGCUCCUCCCUCCUCCUCAACUAUCUCUUCCUUUUGCAUUCUCUCCGUUCGUGCUCCUCCUCCUCCUCCUCAACUCUCUCUUCCUUUUGCAUUCUCUCCGUUCCUGCUCCUCCUCCUCCUCAACUCUCUCUUCCUUUUGCAUUCUCUCCGUUCGUGCUCCUCCCUCCUCCUCCUCAACUCUCUCUUCCUUUUGCAUUCUCUCCGUUCGUGCUCCUCCCUCCUCCUCCUCAACUCUCUCUUCCUUUUGCAUUCUCUCCGUUCGUGCUCCUCCUCCUCCUCAACUCUCUCUUCCUUUUGCAUUCUCUCCGUUCGUGCUCCUCCCUCCUCCUCCUCAACUCUCUCUUCCUUUUGCAUUCUCUCCAUUCGUGCUCCUCCUCCUCAACUCUCUCUUCCUUUUGCAUUCUCUCUAUGCGUGCUCCUCCUCCUCCUCAACUCUCUCUUCCUUUUGCAUUCUCUCCGUUCGUGCUCCUCCUCCUCCUCAACUCUCUAUUCCUUUUGCAUUCUCUCCGUUCGUGCUCCUCCUCCUCCUCAACUCUCUCUUCCUUUUGCAUUUUCCCGUUCGUGCUCCUCCUCCUCCUCAACUCUCUCUUCCUUUUGCAUUCUCUCCGUUCGUGCUCCUCCUCCUCCUCAACUCUCUCUUCCUUUUGCAUUCUCUCCGUUCGUGCUCCUCCUCCUCCUCAACUCUCUCUUCCUUUUGCAUUCUCUCCGUUCGUGCUCCUCCCUCCUCCUCCUCAACUCUCUCUUCCUUUUGCAUUCUCUCCGUUCGUGCUCCUCCUCCUCCUCAACUCUCUAUUCCUUUUGCAUUCUCUCCGUUCGUGCUCCUCCUCCUCCUCAACUCUCUCUUCCUUUUGCAUUCUCUCCGUUCGUGCUCCUCCUCCUCCUCAACUCUCUCUUCCUUUUGCAUUCUCUCUAUGCGUGCUCCUCCUCCUCCUCAACUCUCUCUUCCUUUUGCAUUCUCUCCGUUCGUGCUCCUCCCUCCUCUUCAACUCUCUCUUCCUUUUGCAUUCUCUCUAUGCGUGCUCCUCCUCCUCCUCAACUCUCUAUUCCUUUUGCAUUCUCUCCGUUCGUGCUCCUCCUCCUCCUCAACUCUCUCUUCCUUUUGCAUUCUCUCCGUUCGUGCUCCUCCUCCUCCUCAACUCUCUCUUCCUUUUGCAUUCUCUCCGUUCGUGCUCCUCCUCCUCCUCAACUCUCUCUUCCUUUUGCAUUCUCUCCGUUCGUGCUCCUCCUCCUCCUCAACUCUCUCUUCCUUUUGCAUUCUCUCCGUUCGUGCUCCUCCCUCCUCCUCCUCAACUCUCUCUUCCUUUUGCAUUCUCUCUAUGCGUGCUCCUCCUCCUCCUCAACUCUCUCUUCCUUUUGCAUUCUCUCCGUUCGUGCUCCUCCUCCUCCUCAACUCUCUCUUCCUUUUGCAUUCUCUCCGUUCGUGCUCCUCCCUCCUCCUCAACUAUCUCUUCCUUUUGCAUUCUCUCCGUUCGUGCUCCUCCUCCUCCUCCUCAACUCUCUCUUCCUUUUGCAUUCUCUCCGUUCCUGCUCCUCCUCCUCCUCAACUCUCUCUUCCUUUUGCAUUCUCUCCGUUCGUGCUCCUCCUCCUCCUCAACUCUCUCUUCCUUUUGCAUUCUCUCCGUUCGUGCUCCUCCCUCCUCCUCCUCAACUCUCUCUUCCUUUUGCAUUCUCUCCAUUCGUGCUCCUCCUCCUCAACUCUCUCUUCCUUUUGCAUUCUCUCCGUUCGUGCUCCUCCCUCCUCCUCCUCAACUCUCUCUUCCUUUUGCAUUCUCUCCGUUCGUGCUCCUCCCUCCUCCUCCUCAACUCUCUCUUCCUUUUGCAUUCUCUCCGUUCGUGCUCCUCCUCCUCCUCAACUCUCUCUUCCUUUUGCAUUCUCUCCGUUCGUGCUCCUCCCUCCUCCUCCUCAACUCUCUCUUCCUUAUGCAUUCUCUCCAUUCGUGCUCCUCCUCCUCAACUCUCUCUUCCUUUUGCAUUCUCUCCGUUCGUGCUCCUCCCUCCUCCUCCUCAACUCUCUCUUCCUUUUGCAUUCUCUCCGUUCGUGCUCCUCCCUCCUCCUCCUCAACUCUCUCUUCCUUUUGCAUUCUCUCCGUUCGUGCUCCUCCUCCUCCUCAACUCUCUCUUCCUUUUGCAUUCUCUCCGUUCGUGCUCCUCCCUCCUCCUCCUCAACUCUCUCUUCCUUUUGUAUUCUCUCCGUUCGUGCUCCUCCUCCUCCUCAACUCUCUCUUCCUUUUGCAUUCUCUCCAUUUGUGCUCCUCCUCCUCCUCAACUCUCUCUCUCUCCCUCACCCCCUUCAUCAAAUUCGCUCCCCACACCAACAGACUCCCCGUCACCCGCAAUAGCGGAGCAGUGUGUGUGGGCGGUGGGCAACAUAGCAGCGGAGGCAGACGACCUGCGAGCACAGCUGCUGGAUCAGGGCGCCCUGCCCGCCCUCACUCGCCUCCUGCUCGCUGCUGCCUCUGGGGGCAACACGGGGGCCCGCUGGUUAACGGCACAGGCGCCCUCUGCCAUGGCAUCACUGGCCAAGACAGUGGCAUGGGCGCUUUCCUCUCUUAUUAAGCUGCUGGAUCAAGGCGCCCUGCCCGCCCUCACCUGCCUCCUGCCCGCCCUCACCUGCCUCCUGCCCGCCCUCACCUGCCUCCUGCCCGCCCUCACCUGCCUCCUGCCCGCCCUCACCUGCCUCCUGCCCGCCCUCACCUGCCUCCUGCCCGCCCUCACCUGCCUCCUGCCCGCCCUCACCUGCCUCCUGCUCGCUGCUGCCUCUGGGAGCAACACAGAGGCCCGCUCGUUGACAGCACAGGCGCCCUCUGCCAUGGCAUCGCUGAGCAAGACAGUGGCAUGGGCGCUCUCCUCCCUCAUCAAGGUGGGCGGGCGUAUCUGUACCUCUCUCACAGCUGGGGGCAGCAGUGGGGGGCGCUGGUUGACAGCACAGGCGCCCUCUGCUAUGGCAUCACUGGCCAAGACGGUGGCAUGGGAUGGGCUCUCUCUUUGCUUAUUAAGCCCCCGUGCAGCCGUUGAUCUGGUGAAAUCGGACGGUGUUGAUGCAGCGAUUGUGACCCUUCUGUCCUCAGGGGUGUGGGAGCAUGGAGGGUGUGAGAGUGUGGAGGGUGUGAGUGUGGAGGGUGUGGGAGUGUGGAGGGUGUGGGAGUGUGGAGGGUGUGGGAGUGUGGAGGGUGUGGGAGUGUGGAGGGUGUGGGAGUGUGGAGGGUGUGGGAGUGUGGAGGGUGUGGGAGUGUGGAGGGUGUGGGAGUGUGGAGGGUAUGGGAGUGUGGAGGGUGUGGGAGUGUGGAGGGUGUGGGAGUGUGGAGGGUGUGGGAGUGUGGAGGGUGUGGGAGUGUGGAGGGUGUGGGAGUGUGGAGGGUGUGGGAGUGUGGUGGGUGCACCCCUGUCCCCUUGUGCCCCUCAUUGUUGCAUUUUCCACCGCCCUGUGCCUCGCCCUCCCCACCCUCACAGCAACGCAGAGGCAGCAGUGGAGGCGGCAUGGGUGGCGGCGUACGUGACAGCACUAAAUGCAGAGGCAGCAGUGGAGGCGGCAUGGGUGGCGGCGUACGUGACAGCGCUGUCAGACGCAAGCACAGAGAGGCUCGUGGCUGCUGGGCUCAUAGAGGCCCUCGUGCCCCUGCUCUCCUCCACCACUGACGUCGCUCUCCUCACUCCUGUACGUUCCCUCGCUCCCUUCCCGGCCAUAAGGCACGCUUUCCUCAUCUGCUCGCUGCUGCCGGGCUCAUAA